AUGCCGUUAGCUUUGAAAUCGACACUACAAGCAACGCUAUUUGUCGUUUGGGGCUUUAUAUUGAUUAAUUUGAUACUUCUGUCAGCAUUUACAUUCUUUCUUUUCAAUCUCUGUGUAACAACAUUCAUGAUUUGGUUCAUCAUCACAAUUAUCGCAUGGGUAUUGGCAGUAAUUCCGAUUUUUAAAUUCGUUUUUAUACCAUGGCGUCGAAACCAAUGUCGUUCAUGGACAAGAAAUGAUCGACAAUGUCGUUUAAGCAUAGCUUUCUUCCAUCCAUAUUGUAAUGAUGGUGGCGGCGGUGAACGUGUCCUAUGGAGUGCAAUUGAAUCAAUUCUUAAAAAAUAUAAAAAUAAUAUCCAAGUAAUCAUUUAUACAGGUGAUACAAAUGCCACUCCGGAAGAUAUUCUUCAUCGUGUAAAACAACGUUUCGAUAUGAACAUGCAAGUCUAUAAACCAUCCAUAACAUUUAUUUACCUUCGAAGUCGCUUUUUCGUCGAAGCUAAAUACUACAAAAUGUUUACUUUGUUAGGACAAAGUAUCGGCUCGAUGAUCUUAGGUUUAGAAGCCAUGGUACGUUUUAUUCCUGAUAUUUACAUAGAUUCCAUGGGUUACGCUUUUACUUACCCACUGUUUCAUUACUUAACAUCAGUACCGGUCUUUGCUUACGUUCAUUAUCCAACGAUAAGUACCGAUAUGCUUGAACAAGUUCGAGAACGUCGUCCGACUUACAACAACCGCGGUUUAAUUGCUAAUAGUUCAAGUGUUAGUAAAAUUAAACUUACGUAUUAUCGCCUAUUUGCAUAUUUGUAUGGAUGGUGUGGUAAAUGUGCACAAAUGGCUUAUUGUAACUCAUCGUGGACCCAAGGACAUAUUGAACGUAUUUGGGCAUUACCCGCACGUUCUAUUCAUCUAGUUUAUCCACCGUGUGAUGUAAAACCAUUUUUAUCAAUGCCGUUAGUUGACGAUAAUGAACAAAUUGUGAAAACAUUUGUGUCCGUAGGACAGUUUCGACCCGAAAAAGAUCACGAAUUACAAAUUCGAUCGUUUCACGAACUUUUACAAAGAAUCCCUGAACAUCGACAAAAACUACGAUUAAUCUUGAUUGGCAGUGUUCGACACGAGGAUGACAAGCAACGUGUUGAACAACUACAAACACUUGUUGAAAAUUUAAAUAUCGUUGAAGAAGUUGAUUUCAAAUUAAACAUCAGUUUCAACGAACUGAAGACUCAUUUGAACAAAGCCUUGGUUGGAUUGCACACCAUGUGGAAUGAACAUUUUGGAAUUGGCGUUGUAGAGAUGAUGGCAGCUGGUGCUAUUGUUCUCGCCCAUAAAUCUGGCGGUCCGAAAAUGGAUAUUAUCGAUGAAGGACAAACCGGUUUUCUCGCGUCGGAUAUUGAUUCGUAUGCGACAACGAUGCGACAUAUAUUAGAAAUGAAGCCAGAUGGACGGCAACAGAUACGGGAACGCGCACGUGAAAGUGUCGAUCGUUUUAGUAUGAUGAAUUUUGAAACAAAAUUUAUGGAACCACUUGAGAAGUUUAUACAUUUGGAAUAG
Molecule: messenger RNA, 1554 nt
Organism: Adineta ricciae
Lineage: Eukaryota; Metazoa; Rotifera; Eurotatoria; Adinetida; Adinetidae
Source: the annotation of a GenBank genome assembly